AUGUGCCCGCACAAAUCCUGUCGCAACUUUUCGGCUGGCAGCACACUUGAAGGCGGCAAGGGCCUCAGGGAAGGCGCGCCGCCCUGCCACUGCGGCAAUGAAGUGCAGAUGGCCGUUGCUGGCGGCAAUUCAGCUGCAAUCUUGCUUCUGGAGGCGCUCGCCGCCUCGGCCAUUGCCAUCACCACCAGAUCGGAGAGCAGCAGCGGUGGAAACCCGAUCCGAAAGGUGGUGAGGAUGAUGCAGAAGAUGGGAGAAAAGAUCGACAAGGAGGCAAAAACUGAGGCAGACCUCUAUGAGAAGUUCGAGUGCUACUGCAAGGGGACGAUAGCGGAGCUUCAACAGAGCAUUCAGCAGGCAGAGGGCAACCCGCUCUCCCAAGCUGACGUCGAUGGAAAGGUUGCAGAAAUCGACUCGCUCCAGCAGGAGGUUACCAAGCUGAAAGAGGACCGCUUGGCUGAAGAGGAGAGCCUGAAGGCUGCAAAGGCCCAGCGCACCAAGGAGCACGGCAACUUCGUGAACGAGGUCACUGAGGAGAAGCAGGUGGUCGCGACCAUCGACAAGGCUGCUGAAGCCAUUGCAGGCACAACGGAGACAGCGGCCUCCUUCUUGCAGAUCGGCAACUCCGAUGGACAGGUCCCCCGGCUUCUUCGCUUGCUGGACAGCGACCUUCGCCUGGAUAGCGCAGACAAGCGCCGAGCAGCUGCCUUCCUCCAAGGCGACCGCAGCGCCGCCGAUCCUGGCAUGGUGGUUGGCAUGCUCUCGGGCAUCAAGGAUGAGACCAAGGAGGAGAUCGCGACUGAGACAAAAACCGAGGAGGAUGCCGAGGAGACCUUUACCGGUGUGAAAACGUCCAAGAAGGUUGAAAUCUCAACCCUGCUCAACCAAUUCGAGCGCAAGAUGAAGAGAAUUGGAGAGCUAAAGGUUGAGGUGGUCAACCUCGAAAGACAGCUGGCAGAGCAGGGAAACAGUCUUGAGGAUGAUAAGAAGAUGCUUGCUGAAGUGCAGAAGAGCUGCGCCAAGAAAGCGGAGGACUGGGAGAAGCGCACCGCUGCCCGGAAGGAGGAGCAGCUCGCCCUGCAGGAGACCAUCAAAAUCCUGGACUCAGACGAAUCUCUGGACCUCUUCCGCAAGCGCAGCCCUUCGCUACUUCAGCUUUCAAGCAGCCGGGAGAAGGUGCGCCGCGAGGCCCUGGGCCUUAUCCGCCGUGCCCGCCGCGCGACAUCCGUGGCGAGAUCCACGAAAUCCGAGCGGCCAGAGCUCAAUUUCCUGGCCCUCGCCCUCUCUGGGCGCAAGGUCGACUUCACCAAGAUUUUAACGAAGAUCGAUGGCAUGGUGGCCUUGCUGGAGAAAGAGCAGGAAGACGACAAGACGAAGCAGAGCUACUGCGGUAAGGAGUUUCGCAGCACAGAGGAGAAGUCCAAGACUCUGGAUUCCAAGAUCAAGUCGCUGAAGGCCAGCUUGGUGGAGAAGAAGGAAGCGAUUGCAAAGCUGAGUGAGGACAUCGAGGGCCUGCAAAAGGGCGUCACCGCCUUGGAUGAGUCUGUCGCAAAAGCCAGCGAAAACCGCAAAGCCGAGCACGCAGAGUUCCAGGAGAGCAUGUCCUCGAAUUCUGCGUCCGUCGAUCUGCUGAGCCUGGCACGAGAUCGUCUCAACAAGCUCUACAAUCCGACCAUGGUGGCAGAAACCACCACGAAGAGUCCCUAUGACCUUUCAUUCCUUCAGAUGUCCAAAAUCGCUCAGCCCCCUCCUACCUUCGAGGGCGGCUACCAGAAGAACUCUGAGGGAAGCAACGGAGUUCUGAAGAUGAUUGAUACCUUGGCAUCCGACAUCGAGAAGGAAAUGGCAGUGGCCAAGACGGAGGAGGCAGAUGCCCAGGAAGAGUACGAAACGACCGUGCAGGAUGCAGCAAAGAAACGAGCGGCCGAUCUGGAGCUUGCCACACAGAAGGCCGCAGAGAAGUCGGACAUUGAGGGCGACAUCAGUGACGACAAGAAAGAUGUUGAUGUCAAAAAGAAGCAGCUUGGAGCCACAGAGAAGUACACCGCGGAUUUGCACGAGGACUGCGACUGGCUCUUGAAGAACUUCGACUUGCGUGCUCAGGCGCGUACUGAAGAGAAGGAGAGCUUGAUUCGUGCGAAGACUGUACUAGCGGGCAUGUGA
Messenger RNA from Symbiodinium natans, 2160 nucleotides. The record is from the annotation of a GenBank genome assembly. NCBI's taxonomy places the organism in Eukaryota, Dinophyceae, Suessiales, Symbiodiniaceae.